This is a messenger RNA of Coccidioides immitis RS, 528 nucleotides long. RefSeq lists its product as uncharacterized. The coding region runs from base 1 to 528 and encodes 175 amino acids. The record is from RefSeq and is a predicted model, not a curated record. Lineage: Eukaryota; Fungi; Ascomycota; Eurotiomycetes; Onygenales; Onygenaceae. The transcript is spliced from 3 exons.
AUGGACCAGCGCCACGACCAGUCAAACUUGCGCCAGGGCGGUGUGAUAUCGGGAUCGGCUCCUCCUUCCGCAGGUGCCGAAUCAGCAGAUCAGCUGGAAGCCACUAGCUGGGUGGGUCCGCCGCCUCCUGCUCAGGUGAUCAUGACUGGCAUCCAUGUCCAUAACUCCGUAGGACUUAGCGGCGGGUCCAGUGUAACCAGUCUGCAGCCAUACGUUCCCGCCCGGUCCCUCACAAUCAUCUUUUUGCGAGCCCUGACAUAUUUUCUAGCGAUGGUGAUGGAUGCUGAACAGCCGAAGGCAGGUGGAGCCACUCCUGCUGCCGAAACGGGAAUUGCGCAGAAGCUCUCGCAUGGGUUAGAGCGCGUACAACCCCUUGGCGCGCCAACCUCCCAGGAGACACCCAGGGACACGGCAAGGAUGAUGCUAAGAGAAAUUCAGUCACCCAGGCAGGAUCCUUUAGAUAUGGACGAGCUACCGAUAUAUCGCCACGCCGUUUUAACCAUGGGCACGGCUAGCGCCUAUGGGUAA